GGGGCUUGGCGGUGCCCCGGAAGCAAACGCGGCCCGACCCCGGAAGGGCCCGCGGGGCGAUGGCGGCGGCGCGGUUGCUGGGGCAGGUGCUGCGCGCAGCGGGCGCGGGGCCGGCCCCGGCCCUCGCCGUCUGGAGGAGCGUCCUCGCGGUCUCCUCGCGCGCAGGUCUGGCCUGGAGGCCCAGCAGGUGCCGCAGCUCCGCAGCAGAAGCACCUGCCACAAAAGCAGAGGACGACUCCUUUCUCCAGUGGUUCCUGCUUCUCAUUCCGGUGACUGCCUUUGGCCUGGGGACAUGGCAGGUCCAGCGUCGCAAGUGGAAGCUGAAGCUGAUCUCGGAGCUGGAGUCUAGAAUUAUGGCUGAGCCUGUCCCUCUGCCCGCAGACCCCAUGGAGCUGAGAAACCUGGAGUACAGGCCGGUGAAGGUCAGGGGGUACUUUGACCACUCCAAGGAGCUGUACAUGAUGCCCCGGACCAUGGUGGACCCGGAGCGGGAGGCCCGGGAGGCGGGCCGGCUCUCCUCCUCGGCCCAGAGCGGUGCCCAUGUCAUCACCCCUUUCCGCUGCACCGACCUGGGGAUGAGCAUCCUGGUGAACAGAGGGUUUGUCCCCAGGAAGAAACUGAAUCCUGACACUCGAAAGAAAGGCCAGAUUGAGGGAGAAGUGGACCUGGUUGGGAUGGUAAGGCUGACAGAGACCAGGAAGCCUUUUGUCCCGGAGAACAACCCAGAAAGGAACCACUGGUACUACCGGGACCUGGAGGCCAUGGCCACGCUCACAGGCACAGAGCCCAUCUUCAUCGAUGCGGACUUCAAGAGCACAGUGCCUGGAGGACCCAUUGGCGGGCAGACCAGAGUGACGCUGAGGAACGAGCACAUGCAGUACAUCAUCACCUGGUACGGACUCUGCGCGGCCACGUCGUACCUGUGGGUUAAGAAGUUCCUGCGCCGGGCUCCUGGCACGUGACGAGAUGACUGAGGUGGCCUGUCCUGGGAGCCACUGAAUAAAUACUUCACCAGAUUGGGUUUAA
Messenger RNA from Myotis myotis, 1026 nucleotides. RefSeq names its product surfeit locus protein 1. Gene Ontology annotation, biological process: mitochondrial respiratory chain complex IV assembly. The transcript has 9 exons. Bases 60 to 962 code for a protein of 300 amino acids. The record is from RefSeq and is a predicted model, not a curated record. NCBI's taxonomy places the organism in Eukaryota, Metazoa, Chordata, Mammalia, Chiroptera, Vespertilionidae. Gene Ontology annotation, cellular component: mitochondrion; membrane.